This is a messenger RNA of Thyridium curvatum, 2022 nucleotides long. RefSeq lists its product as uncharacterized. NCBI's taxonomy places the organism in Eukaryota, Fungi, Ascomycota, Sordariomycetes, Thyridiales, Thyridiaceae. The transcript has 3 exons. The coding region runs from base 1 to 2022 and encodes 673 amino acids. The record is from RefSeq and is a predicted model, not a curated record.
AUGCCCGCAUCACCCAUCGAGAUCCCGACCUCGGACGGCCGGAAGCUGGCCGGCACCCUCUACACGCCGAGCCUGGCCCCGGCGCCGUUCGGCAAGCCGCACCAGCUGCCGGCCCUGAUCCUGGCCCCGACCUUCACGGCCACCCAGACCAUGGGCGCCCAGAACUGGGCCCAGCACUUCACCUCGCACCUGUGGCUCGCCGUCGUCACCUUUGACGCCCGCGGCUUCGGACAGUCCCAGGGCGAAGGCUUCGUCCCCCAAGAGGCCCUGCCCGCGGCCCAGAUCGCCGACCUCCAGGACGCCAUCACCUUCGCCGCGGCCCACGAGCUCAUCGACCCGGGCCGCAUCGCCCUCUGGGGGUCCGGCCUGUCGGGCGGGCACGUCCUGCACGUCGCCGCCGUCGACAAGCGCGUCCGCGCCGUCAUCUCCCAGGCGCCCAUGGUCGACGGCUGGGAGACGCUCGCCCGCCGCGUCCGGCACGACGUCCUGCCGGACCUCGAGGCGCGCUUCGCGGCCGACCACACGGCCCGCGCCAAGGGCGGCGCCGCCUCCAAGCCGGGCGUCGUGCCCGUCGUGUGCGACCCCAGCACGCCCGAGGGCAUGGCGACCAUCUGCGCGCUGCCGGGCCGGGACUCGUGGGCGCACUUUGGCCACAGCAAAGACGGCUGGGUCAACGAGGUCACGCUGCGGUCGCUCGAGGCCAUCCGCGGCUACGUGCCGGCCACGCUGGUGGCGAGGAUAUCGCCCGCGCCGCUGCUCAUGGUCGUGGCGCGCGACGACCGCGUGUGCGGCGCCGACCUGGCGCUCGCGGCGUACGAGCGCGCGCUGCAGCCCAAGGAGGUGCGGUUCGUCGACGGCGGGCACUACAGCGUGUACGGCGGGGAGAAGUUUGAGGGCAACGUCGAGGGCCAGAUCGUCUGGCUGAAGGGCGUGUUUGGGCUCGCUCUCUUCGAAACCGGGCGUCUCGGCACCGCCCUUCUCCACCUCCUCCUGCUCCUCCCCGACCUCCUUGCCCUUGCUGCCCCUUCCCCUGCCCCUGCCCCUGCUGCUGAUGAGCUCCUUGAAGCAAAAGUUGGGGUGGAAGAUGUUGAGCACCAGGCACGCCACGGCGAUCAUGACGCCCUCGAACCCGAUGAACAGGCCCUGCCGGCGCAUCAGGGGCCCGUCCCACCCGCGACUCAGCUCGGCGACGCGGUACACGCACCGCCAGAAGAUGCACGCCGUCGACAGCGCCAGCGCGCCCAGGAACCCGCGGAAGGCGCGGCUGCGGCGCAGGCGCCGCACGGCCUCGGACUGGUCGAACGCGGCCUCGCCGAGCCGGCGGUGGCGGCGCCAGGCGCGCACCGCAAAGUCGGCCGCGACGGCGAUGAAGACGAGCAGCGUCAGCACCUGGAAGCUCAGGCCCGCGAUCAUGAUGUCGUCGCCCGUGCGCGUCGGGGUGCCGCGGUGCGAGGCGACCGAGGCGAUGCCGCCGCCCGCGGCCUGCAGCACGAGCGAGACGACGUCGCAGGGGAUGAAGAUGCGCGUGUAGUACGCGGGCGGGAUGCGCGAGUUGGCGGCGCCGAACGCGCCCACGAUGCGCCGCAGGCAGAGGUAGAUGCCGGCGGCCAUGAAGGCCGGCCCGAUGGUCAGGCAGAUGAUCUGCAUGAGGAACCCUUGCUCCUUCCAGGGGUUCUGCCAGCUCAUGACGCGCCCCGCGUAGCCGAGGACCUCGCAGAGCGUGCCCAGGACGAGGGCCGUCGUGAAGGCGUACCCGCGGCGGGUGGCGGCGCAGGUGAGCAGGAAGAGCAGGCAGGAGAGGGAGAAGAGGGCGAGGAAGGUGGCGUUGGCGGCGAGGUUGAGGUGGUACAGGUAGUAGCUGCGGACGCGCUCGCAGCCGGGCGUCUUGGGCAGCCUCUCGCACAUGGCCGAGGUGACGGUGGCCCGGGCCACGAGGCCGAGCAUGUCGGAUAUGGUGUGAGACAUGGGCUUGGGUGGGAGGAGGCUGGCUCCUUUUGGUUGCUUAUCUUGCUCCAAGUGUAA